Cuscuta epithymum is the source of this 1640-nucleotide messenger RNA. Lineage: Eukaryota; Viridiplantae; Streptophyta; Magnoliopsida; Solanales; Convolvulaceae. The record is from the annotation of a GenBank genome assembly.
GCAGAGUUGACUUUGGGGUGGGUUUGAUUCUUCUCUGAAGGCACCUUUCUUGCAGCAAAUGGAGAACUUGUGACCAAGAAUGGAUCCCAAGUCUUUCAUCAGGUUAUCAAUAGGAUCGUUGGGAUUGAGGAUCCCCCAACCGGCCUUAAGCAGUCCAAUAUCUUCUUGUUCAUGUGAGAUCCGUCUUCGAGGUUUUCCCGUUCAGACAACGUCUGUUCCCUUUUUACCCUCACCUGAAGCUGCCCCAGACUCUAACAGUACAGCCUCCAGCUUCUAUCUCGAGGACUCGGAUGUAAAGUCACUACUCCAGCCCGGCUGCUUUCAUACCAACCACACCUGCCUGGAGAUAGUUGUUUUCACUGGGCAGAAAGGUACCCAUUGUGGGGUUUCUAUCAAGAGACACCAGAUUGGUACAUUUAGGUUGAAAGUGAGUCCUGAGUGGGGUAAAGGAAAACCAGCUGUUCUUUUCAAUGGUUGGAUUGGGAUUGGGAAGAGCAAGCAGGGUGGCGGGAACACGGGAGUGGAGCUUCAUUUAAAGGUGAAGUUGGAUCCCGACCCAAGAUAUGUUUUCCAGUUUGAAGAGAAGACUAAAUUGAGCCCUCAGAUAGUUCAGCUUCAAGGAACCAUCAAACAGCCUAUUUUCAGUUGCAAGUUCAGUCAAGAUCGGGUCCUGCAGGUGGAUCCCCUGAGCAACUUUUCGUCUGCUGGUUUCGUCGAUAGCUCCUACCUUGAAACAGAAAGAAGGGAGAGGAAAGGGUGGAAGGUAACCAUACACGACCUCUCUGGAUCAGCUGUUGCUGCAGCCUUCAUAACCACGCCAUUCGUGCCGUCAGCGGGUCGUGAUUGGGUGGACCGGUCCAACCCAGGAGCUUGGUUGAUCGUCCGGCCCGAUCCGUUUACGCCCGACAGCUGGCAACCAUGGGGGAAACUGGAAGCAUGGCGGGAACGCGGCGGAAUAAAAGAUUCUGUCUGCUGCCGCUUCCGCCUUCUGGCUGAGGAAGGUGGCGAGGAUCUUAUCAUGUCAGAGAUACUCAUCGGUGCCGAGAAGGGCGGGGAGUUUUACAUAGACACUGAGAAACGGGUGGUGGGUCCGGUGCCGAGCCCAAGAAGUAGUGGUGAUGACUUGUCGUCAAUGUUGGGCCCCGUUUUAGGCGGGGGGUUUGUAAUGAGGUGUAGGGUGCAAAGCAAGCUGGUAGUGCAACUGGCGAUGAGACACGUGACUUGCGUGGAGGAUGCCGCCAUUUUUAUGGCACUUGCAGCUGCUGUUGAUCUUAGUGGUGAGGCGUGCAGGCCAUUUCGCAGAAGGCUCAGGAGAGGCACCAGUCGCCAUUCGUGGUGAUAUCCCAGUGGUUAUACACGCACAAUACUCCCUCAGUCCCUUGAAGCAUGAACGGUUCUGGCAAGUUGUGUUUGUAACUUUUGUACACUUUUGGUACAAAAGUGCUUGAUAUAAUUCGUGUUAUAUUUCUACCUAUGUCAUAUUUUUACGUAAAUUCCAUUAAAAAGAUGUAAAUAUGUAUAUGCAAUAUGUAAGAGAUUUUAAUAUAAAUUAUUAAUAUUUAAUGUAAAUGUGAUACAUUAUAAUGUAAAUGAUAUUAUGAAUUAUGAAUAUUUUAAAAGCACGUGAUUAACUUGUAAAU